This is a messenger RNA of Clonostachys solani, 3159 nucleotides long. The record is from the annotation of a GenBank genome assembly. NCBI's taxonomy places the organism in Eukaryota, Fungi, Ascomycota, Sordariomycetes, Hypocreales, Bionectriaceae.
AUGCCCGCCCGUACAGCCAACCGGUCUGGCCGGACCUCGGCCAACAGACAAGCCAAUACGACAGUCACCUCAAGGUCUUCGAUGGCCUCUAGUGUUUCGCCUGAUACCGUGGAAAUUGUCGAUACUCCCGACAAUGCGCUGCGUCCCCGAAUUUGUGCCAUAUUCCGCGAUGCUCAGCGAACUACUGCGACGCACCGAAAACUGGUCGUUAACUUGCGCAAGAUCCAUGAGGCUUGUUGCUAUGAGCCAGAAAGCGAAAAGAAUGCAGCCCCCGAAGACUAUGAUGAGGAAACAUUCAACUACGAGUUUAUCAGAUGUGUUCUUCGGGUAAUGCCCGUCAAGAAAUCCGAGAGCGUUGGUGAUAAAAUCCUGAGAUUUGUCGGAUUCUUCUUGCGCUUGGCUGGGGACAAGGACGCCGAAAUUGCUGGAAAUGACGAGCAAGAUCUUAGCAUCUUGCCUGAUAACCCAACGACACGCCUGACUUCACAGCUGUUAGAAACUGCAAUGAGAUUAAUGGCAUCAAAGGACAAAGUUGUUCGAUUCCGCUCAACGCAGUUCGUGUCGCACAUUAUCUCCACCGUGGAAGCUAUUGAUGACGGCCUAUUUCAAAACGUCCGAGAUACCUUGGUCAGGCGCAUUCGAGAUAAGGAGGGUAUAGUCCGUAAUCAGGCGGUUCUGGGAUUGUGCCGCCUUACGGAGCAACCAGGUGAAGAAGACCAGGACUCUGAAGGUCAGGAGGACCAGGCUACGCUCCUUCACAAGCUGUUGGAGGUCUUGCAGAAUGACCCCAGCGCAGAUGUGAGGAAAACACUUCUGACUAACCUCCCUCUUCUCUCUGCCUCACUCCCCCAUCUUCUCGAACGAGCUAGAGAUCAGGAUCCCGGCACUAGGAGAGCUGUCUAUGCUCGCCUGUUGCCUGCUCUUGGUGAUUUCCGCCACCUCUCUUUGACUAUGCGCGAAAAGCUACUCCGAUGGGGGUUACGCGACCGAGAUGAAACUGUCCGGAAAGCUGCUGGGCGGCUAUUCCGAGAUCGUUGGAUUGAGGAUUGUUGCCAUCUUCCUUCAGCAGAAGGAGAAGCCACAGUGAUUGAACCUGGACAGGUCAACUUCGAGGCACUACUCGAAUUGCUGGAGAGGAUCGAUGUAACCGCCUGCGGUGGAGAGAAUGGAGUGGCUUUGGAGGCUAUGAGAGGCUUCUGGGAGGGCCGCCCCGAUUACCGAGACGCUGUUGUUCUUGAUGAUCAUUUCUGGGAGACUCUUUCUUCCGAGUCGGCUUUCCUGGCACGAACAUUCAAUGACUUUUGCCUCAACGAGGGCAAUGGAAAGUAUGAGUGGAUCGUAGAAGAAAAGUUCCCGGAAGUGACCAAGCUGGCCUUUUACCUUGAGCGAUACCUCAAGGUUCUUGAUGAGGCGGUUAAGAGGGUUGCUGAGCUCAAGAGACUUCGAGAGGAACAGGGACUGGAAGACGAAGAAGAUGAAGAAGAAGAAGACACAACCGAGCAGGAGUUUAUCGUCGAGCAGAUACUUCAUAUUUGCCUGACACUUGACUACUCGGAUGAGGUUGGGCGUAGAAAGAUGUUUACUCUUUUGCGUCAAUCACUCUCUGUCGAGGACGUGCCAGAGCCAGUGACAAAGCUCACAAUUGAAGUUUUGCAGCACAUAUGCUCCCCAGAUGCUGCAGGAGAGCGCGAAUUUUGCAGCGUGGUCCUAGAGGCUGUCGCCGACGUCCAUGAUACUAUUGUCGAUGACCAAGAAGCGGAUGACGCAUCAGACAGUUUCCAUUCGGCUAGAUCGGAGAUAUCUGGUGACACGACUCCAACCAGAGAAGCUAGGCGCAGAGCAACAUCGGAGUUAAGUGAGGGGGAGGCUCAUAAACGGGCCGUUAAGGAGAUGCUCGUCAACAUGAAGUGUCUACACAUUGUGCAGUGCAUGUUGACCCAUGUUGCUGGCAACCUGAAGGAUAGUUCAGAACUGGUUGCAAUGCUUAACAACUUGGUUGUCCCAGCUGUUCGAAGUCACGAGGCCCCCGUGCGAGAAAGAGGGCUGGUGUGCCUAGGGCUCUGCGCAUUGCUUGACAGAUCUCUUGCUGAGGAAAAUUUGGGACUGUUCAUCCAUUUCUUCAGUAAAGGUCACCCUGCUCUGCAGAUAACGGCCUUGCAUAUUUUGACAGAUAUUCUCAACGUCCAUGGCGCACAGCUUCUCUCGGCUAGCCCAGUGCUCCUGAAGGUGUAUCUGAAAGCCGUCAAAGGCGCAUCCAAAUCUUCAGAAGUGCAAGCGGCUGCCACUAUUGCUGCCACCAAACUCCUCCUUGGCCGCGUGAUCAGCGACGAGGGAGCUUCUCAUGACCUACUGAAAGUGCUUGUCGUUGCAUACUUCGACCCAUCGUCGGCCCAUAACCAAACGGUUAGGCAGGCACUGAACUAUUUCCUACCCGUCUUUUGCUACUCGCGUCCAGAGAACCAAGAUCUCAUGCGGGCGGUGGCAUUGGACGCACUCCAUGCCCUUCUCAAUGUGCGGGAAGGGCUGGACGAUGACGACGAUGUUGACGUUGACGAAGACAUGGUGAGCCUGACAACAAUCGGCGCUUGCCUAGUAGAUUGGACAGACCCUAGGAAAUGCUACAGCCCCGAUGCAGUCUACGAUUCAGAGAGGAAGAACGUCAAUGGUGAUGUGCAUCUAGACUUUGCCCAAGAUAUUCUUGAGAAGCUUCGCGGCAAUAUCAGCAGGGAAGAGAAGAAACUCGCUGCUGGCCUCCUGGCAAAACUUUACAUCUCGCCUAGCUCGUCAGAGGAUAGGCUACGUGAGACAUACGCCGAUGUCAGCGAUGCUGUCGAGAAUGGCCUUUUGACAGAUGCCACAAGCCGAAACUCACUCUACAAGAUUCAUGUCAGCCUUGGAAAAAUUGUCAAUGCGCUGGAUGAGCGCCAGCCAACUGAGCGCUCAAGCCGCCGCGUUUCAGGCACAAACGAGCCCGAGGACAAGUCAAGCAUGGGGGAUAAGUCUACGGAGGCGGAUGAGACCAAGAUUGAGGAACAGAAAGAUGAGGACGAACCCGAAGCGACUGUUGUGGGAGCUAAGGGGGAACCUCAAGAUGGGUCGUUGUUGGAUGAGCUUUUGUCUGAUGAUGGCGAAUCAAUGACUGUGACGGUGGGCCGUUGA